AUGGUAAAUACAGAUACGAUCCCGUUGAUAGGUCGAUUCGAACAUCUUCCUGGGCGACCUAAGUCUGAUGAAGCGAGACCCUUGUUGGAAAAAAUAGCGAGUCAAGUCAAACCUAUAAUGAAAAAGAGAGGAUGGAAAGUUGGUACUUUAUCAGAAUUCUUACCUUCCAAUCCAUCAUUGCUAGGAUUAAAUCAAGACUCGGGGCACAGAAUCAAUUUACGUUUAAGACCACCCGGAGCGGAAAAUUCUUUUUAUGAAUAUGAUCAACUGGUUUUAGUGAUGUUGCAUGAGCUCACUCAUAAUACGCAUGGACCACACGAUGCUAAAUUCUACAAACUGUUAGGGGAGCUGGAAGAAGAGUAUUAUGAUCUAAAGAGAAAAGGUUAUUCAGGUGAAGGUUUCCACAGCGAAGGAAACCAUCUAUCAGGUUUGAGAGUAUCAGAAUACGAAGGAAAGGCAAAAGGUUUAGCUGCAGCUCAGAAGAGGUUGAAUCAACAGCGAUUGAUAGGUAGAGGUGGGGUUUUAGGUGGACAGGCAGUUCAAGGGAAAAGUAUGAAAGAAUUGAUUGUAGAGGCAGCGGAAAGAAGAUUGAAAGAUGAUAAAUCAUGUGUUGCAGGGCACGGUGUCGAAGUGGAAGAAGAGAUCCAAAAAGCCCAAAAAGAAAGUAUAGGUAUAAACGCCUCCGAUCUCUCCAGUAAUACAAAUAUGGUCCAAGAAGAAGAAAGCACAACAUCACAUCAUCAGCAACAAAGCAAACAGCGGCAGGAUCCUGUAAUUGAUCUGACUGGAGAUAGUGACGAUGAUUUUCCUGCUUCAGGAAGUAAAGAUACACCCAGUUCAGCUGACAGAGUGAAAAAUGAAGAUGUCAUCCCGUCGAUAGGAACAGCUGCAAAUUCACCUUCUUCCCGAACGUUACAACCACAAUCUCAUAAAGACACCUCAUCCUCAAAUUCUUAUGGACAAUCUCGUUCUUCUUUGUCUCGCUCACUGAACAGAAUCACCCCUGUUCCGCAUUCGACAACAAUCGAGUGGACCUGCUCCGCAUGCACACUGAUCAAUUCAUCUACUUCGAUGACUUGCGGAGCGUGCCUCACUCCUCGUCCAAUUCCGACAGGCAAGAUUGCAGGCGAGGGAAUCAAAACUGAUCAAGGAUGGUUCUGCGGGUUCUGUCAAGGUGGUCCGAUGGAACCGGAGAGAUGGAGUUUGGCUCCCGCUGCUGCCGCUGCUGCUCCUUCUUCCAAGGCCGGUGCUUUCGACCUCGCCACCCUUUUCGUCGCCGACAAAGCUGCCCGAGAUGAGGCUGCUGUCGAUCUCGCCACCGCCGCUAAGAAGAACGGUGUUGAAUUCUUCGGUCAAAUCGGUCUCAAUGAUGCCCUCGUAAAGGCUCUUACCGACAAAAAAUCCGCUGCUGCCCGAGAAGGUGCUGCUAGUGCCAUCUCCACUCUUCUCGAGAACGGUGCCGCUCCUUUACUUGAGCCAUACAUCGUUUCUUCAGCUGCCAACACUCCUUUCCCCGUCCUCCUUGAGGCCUUCGCCGACAAGGCUAAAGAGGUUCAAGCCGCGUCUCUCGCAGCUGUAAAAGCUCUUGUACAAAGCAUGAACCCAUGGGCCACUUUUGUCAUCCUCCCUGCUUUGCUUAACCAAAUCAAGACCGCCGGUAAAUGGCAAGUCAAAGCUGGUUCAUUGGACGUCCUUCAACAACUCAUCUCUUCAGCUCACGACCAAAUGGCUCAAGCGAUGCCUGACCUUAUCCCUGUCCUUGCCGAAGCUGUUUGGGACACCAAGGCCGAAGUCAAGAAGGCUGCCAAGACCACCCUCACAAAAGCUUGUGCUUUAUGUGAGAACAAAGAUAUUGAAAAAUUCAUUCCCGCUUUGAUCAAGUCGCUCCUUAACCCCAUCGAAGAGGUCCCCAAGACCAUCACACUCCUUUCUGCUACCACCUUCGUUUCCGAGGUCACUGCUCCCACAAUCUCCCUUAUCGCUCCUCUUCUUAUCAGAGGUCUCGAUGAACGACCCACUGCCACCAAGCGAAAGGUCUGUGUUAUCGCCGAUAACAUGUCCAAAUUGGUCGACUCUGAGUACACUGUCCGACCUUUCCUUCCUCGAUUGCUCCCUGGUCUUAUCAAAUGUUCUGAGACCAUCGCCGACCCCGAAGCUCGAUCUGUUGCUAACCGAGCUAUCGCUACCCUUCGACGAAUCGGUAAAGUCCCCGAGACUUCCGACGGUUCCGAUCUUCCCCCUCUCAAAAUCGCCGAAGGUCCCAACCUUGCCACCAACUUUGUUGCUUUGAUCAAGAAAUUCGGUGGUGUCUCCGUUGAGCAAGCCAACCCUGGUAUUGCUUACGCUGGUGUCCUUGCUGCUUCUCUCGUCAACGCACACAACUAUCAACAACAAAUUUGGGAAGCCACUCUUCCUCAAUACAUCAAACUUGCUCUCCCUACCUACGAUGCUCUUCCCGCCGUUCGAGAACUCCUCCAAAAGAAGGCUGACGAGGAGGAGACCGAUGAUAUCAAAUUCGCCGAUGAGGAAGAGGGCGAGGAUCUCUGUAACAUUGAGCAAUUCAACUUGGCUUACGGUGCCAAGAUCUUGCUCCACCACGCCUCUAUGCGACUCAAGCGAGGUCACCGAUACGGUCUUUGUGGUCGAAACGGUACCGGUAAAUCUACCCUCAUGAACGCCAUCAUCAACAACCAAGUCGAUGGUUUCCCCCCUCCCACUGAAGUCCGAACUUUCUACGUACAACACGAUAUCGACGGUUCCGAGGCUGAGAUCUCCAUUAUCGACUGGGUCCUCGCUGAUAAGCGAUUACUUGCUUCCGAGGAAGAGAUCCGAUCUACCCUUGAGUCUGUCGGUUUCGACCCCGUUAAACAAAAGCACUCUAUCGGUUCCCUUUCCGGUGGUUGGAAGAUGAAGCUCGCUCUUGCCCGAGCCAUUCUCUUCAAGGCCGAUAUUCUUUUGCUUGAUGAGCCUACCAAUCACUUGGAUGUCCUUAACGUCGACUGGUUGAUUAACUACCUCACUUCCCUUACCCAAUGUACCUCCAUCAUCGUAUCUCACGAUUCCGACUUCUUGAACAGAUCUAUCACCGAUGUGCUCCACUUGAACAACUUCAAGCUUAAGAGAUAUCCCGGUAACCUCGAAGCCUUCGUUAAGAUGGUUCCCGAGGCUAAGGCAUACUUCCAACUUGAUGUUGCGGAGGAAUACCAAUUCAAGCUUCCUGCUCCUCCUCUUCUUGACGGUGUCAAGACUAAAGAGAAAUCUUUGCUCAAAAUGCGAAACGUCAACUUCCAGUAUGUCGGUUCUCCCGUUCAACAACUUUACGACAUCAAUCUCCAAGUCUCCCUCUCUUCUCGAGUCGCCAUUCUCGGUCCUAACGGUUCCGGUAAAUCCACAUUGGUCAAACUUUUGACCGGUGAGACCGAACCUAACAAGGGUGGUCAAGUAUGGAAGCACCCCAAUUUGGUCAUUGGUUACGUUGCUCAACACGCUUUCCACCACAUCGACAACCAUCUCGACUCUACCCCUCUCGAGUACAUGCUUUGGCGAUACCAAACCGGUGAGGAUCUGGAAGAGAUGCACAAAGCCAACAGAGUCAUGACCGAGGAGGAAUUACAAAAGAUGAAGGAAGGUGCUACUUUCAUCAAAGAAGGUGUCAAGAGGAUCAUCGACGAAGUUCUUGCCCGAAAGAAGCUUAAGCAGUCUUACGAAUACGAGGUCUCUUUCAAGGGUCUCUCUUCCGCCGAGAACAUCUGGUUGUCUCGAGACGAACUUGUUACCCGAGGUUUCGAGAAGAAGGUCAUCGAGCUCGAUACCCGAGAAGCUCAACGAUUGGGUCUCAUGAGACCUUUGGUCAGACGAGAAAUCGAGAAGCACUUCGAAGAUUUCGGUCUCGAGUCCGAGUUCGUAUCUCACAACUCUAUGAGAGGUCUUUCAGGUGGACAAAAAGUCAAGGUUGUCCUCGGUGCCGCUACAUGGCGACGACCUCACAUCAUCUGUUUGGAUGAGCCUACCAACUACUUGGACCGAGAGUCACUUGCUGCUCUUAUCGCUGCCUUGAAGAACUUUGAAGGUGGUGUCUUGAUCAUCACCCACAACCGAGAAUUCUCUGAAUCUAUCUGUUCAGAAGUGUGGGCAAUGAGAGAUGGUUACCUUGAAGCUUCCGGACACAACUGGGUCGAGGGACAAGGUUCCGGUGAGAGAAUUGACAAGAAGAAGGAUGAUGAUGACGAAGUAGAAUACGAUGCUCUUGGUAACCCAAUUGCCAAAGCUAAGAAGGUCGCGAAAGUAUCAGCUGCUGAUAAACGAAAAGCCAAGAAAGAUCGAAUGGCUAGAAGAAAGAGAGGAGAAGAAGUUUUCACGGAUGAAGAAUUAUAG
Messenger RNA from Kwoniella shivajii, 4374 nucleotides. RefSeq lists its product as uncharacterized. The record is from RefSeq and is a predicted model, not a curated record. The transcript is spliced from 9 exons. Gene Ontology annotation, molecular function: ATP binding; ATP hydrolysis activity; translation elongation factor activity. Lineage: Eukaryota; Fungi; Basidiomycota; Tremellomycetes; Tremellales; Cryptococcaceae. Bases 1 to 4374 code for a protein of 1457 amino acids.